Messenger RNA from Paecilomyces variotii, 757 nucleotides. Its product is annotated as DUF543 domain protein. NCBI's taxonomy places the organism in Eukaryota, Fungi, Ascomycota, Eurotiomycetes, Eurotiales, Thermoascaceae. Gene Ontology annotation, cellular component: mitochondrion; mitochondrial inner membrane; MICOS complex. The record is from RefSeq and is a predicted model, not a curated record. The coding region runs from base 96 to 389 and encodes 97 amino acids. The transcript is spliced from 4 exons.
UCGAUGAACCUCGUAACCGCCCAGUCCGGCUCUUACUAUACUCCCCCCUCUACAUCGUUGUCUCUUAAUUUUUCUCUCGAAGAAAGUCCGUCACAAUGGCCGAUUCGAACGAUUCCCGGGCGGUCGUGCCGGUCGCGAGGUCCGCCAGACCGGUCAGUGAGACUCUGCUGAACGAAAAGUGGGACCGUGCUAUCUCCUCCAUGAUCAUUAAAUCUUCUCUCGGCCUGUCCUUCGGUGUUAUUUUCUCUGUUCUCUUGUUCAAGCGGAGAGCCUGGCCCGCCUGGGUUGGUCUGGGAUUCGGUGCCGGACGGGCAUGGGAAGAGGCUGACGCUUCCUUCCGACGAGGCGACACCCCCGUGACCGCCGCCCUGCGCCAGCAGAAAUCGUGAGCUUAGUCCGCCUUGCAGUAGGACGUUGAGGGCUUGACGGAAAAUACAGCAGGUUUGGAGACAUCCUGUGGGAACUCGUUCAUGCUCCUGUGCCACAGCAUUUCCGUUGAAAAUGAAGCCUAUGACAGGAAGAUUAACUCCGAGUUCCAUAAACAUACUAGACAGGACAAUAUAUUUCCAAUGUACGAUACUGUACAGAUGCAUCUCAGGGGAACGGGUAGAGACCUCGCUGAAAGAGGAUGCUUGUAUGUAUAUUUGCCGGCCAUCAUGGUCCAUGUAAAAGAAUGACAUCAUGUAGUUUACCUGAUGCCUUUCUCGAGAUCUUCACUCGCAACGGCAACAAAUAAAUGCGUAUACUGCUGUUUCUG